Messenger RNA from Sclerotinia trifoliorum, 2149 nucleotides. The record is from the annotation of a GenBank genome assembly. NCBI's taxonomy places the organism in Eukaryota, Fungi, Ascomycota, Leotiomycetes, Helotiales, Sclerotiniaceae.
AGGCAUCACUGCAUAUUUUAGUGCGGGGCUGUCAGCCCUCACCCUAGUCAACGCCACCAUCUCCAUUCUCCGUGCUCCGAUCCUCGCAAUGCAUUUUCGACGAAUUAUCUCAAUUGUGAUUGUCAAUGAUUUACAAUCUUUUAAAUUUUUUGUCCCGAUAAUCUUCGAAUCUAUUUACGCAUCUCCGAUAUUUAGAUAAUAUCAUUCUACUCUUUUUACUUACAAUCGAAAGGUCGAAUAUCGUAUAUCUAUCAUACAUAAGAACUCCAUUCCGAAAUAAAAGAGCGGCGCAUCCAGCGUUCGCAAAGUCACCAAGAAUCAUGAGCGCAAUUCUCUCCGCAGACGAUUUAAACGAUUUUAUAUCCCCCGGAGUCGCAUGUAUAAAACCCGUCGAAACCUUACCAGCUUCAAAACCUUCUGCGGAUAAUGUAUGUAUAUUCAUAUUCAUUCUUUCCCUAUCAUCCUGUCCUAACACCUUCGUCAGGAACUCGAAAUAUCCUUCAAUACCGAUGCCCCUCUUCCUUCCGAUUUACCCCCCGCCCAGAUAUCACUCACAGAUUGUCUCGCAUGUUCAGGAUGCGUCACUUCUGCGGAAGCUGUCCUUGUAUCUUUACAAUCGCAUGCCGAAGUAUUAUCACAGUUAGAUUCAGCACCAGGUCUACGCCUAUAUAAAAAUGCGACGGGGACAGGUAUAAAUGUGGAAGGACUAGAACAAGGAGGGAACAUUUAUGUCGCGAGUGUCAGUCCGCAAUCACGAGCGAGUAUUGCUGCUACCUUUGGAGUUACCGAACGAGAAGCAGGCUAUAUGAUUGAACAUCUACUUAGGGGACCAAAAGGAAUAAAGAACAAGGCGGUUUAUAGGAAUGCAUUUCAAUGGGUUGUGGAUACGAAUAUCACAAGAGAGGCAUGUUUAGUACUCGGAGCUGAGGAAGUAAUAGCGUCUAUGAAAGACGCCGGAUCUAAGAAACCAAUCCUGACAUCUUCUUGUCCUGGAUGGGUAUGCUACGCCGAAAAGACACAUCCACACGUUUUACCUCAUUUAUCACGGAUUAAAUCACCACAAGCAUUGAUGGGAACUCUUAUAAAGACGACUUUGAGUCGAAAACUUGGUAUUUCACCUGAUAGGAUAUGGCAUGUAGCGGUUAUGCCAUGUUUUGAUAAAAAGCUGGAGGCUAGUCGAGAGGAAUUGACCGACGCGGUUUGGGAAGGAACAGGAACUAGGGGCGUUAGAGAUGUCGAUUCUGUCAUUACCAGCAAGGAGUUACUCAUGCUCGCAGAUUCCAGGCGCAUCGACUUUUCCAAAUUACCUCGGACUCCAAUGCCUACAUCCUCACGCAUACCAUUCCCAGAUCUAAAAAUAGACUCUUUUCUCUUCCCAUCUAAUCGCAGAAGUAGCAGCAACGGUAACCGCGACGCUGGUACUUCCGGUGGGAAUCUUCAUUAUGCCCUCCAUUAUUUUGCAUCCCAGCAUAAAGGAUCAUCCAUCCAAACGAUUAAAGGUCGAAACGUAGAUGUUGUGGAUUAUACUGUUGUCGCAGAUAACGGUGAGAUAUUGUUAAAGGCGGCUAGAUAUUAUGGAUUCCGAAAUAUUCAAAAUCUUGUCCGACGACUUAAGCCAGCAAAGCCGUCUCGAAUGCCUGGUGGUAAACCUAUCGGAAGCGCUAGGCGGCCAAAUGGUAAAGCUUCCGGUCCCGAUUAUAGCUAUGUCGAAGUUAUGGCAUGUCCAGGUGGCUGUACCAACGGAGGUGGUCAGAUCAAGCUUGAUGAUCCAAUAAAUACUAGCCGGUUGGAAGGUGAUACGAAAGCCGGUCCACAAGAACAGAAAAUGUGGCUGGCCCAAGUUGACGAGGCAUACUUCUCUGGAGAAGAUAAUGUGGAGUCAUCGAGUGUUGAUGACCGUAAUGAUUUAGUUGAAGGGAUCUCACCAUCAUACAUCAAAGAUACCCUAUCGCAUUGGGCGACAACCACCGGCCUAGAUCUCGAAAGAUUGGUGUAUACGACAUAUAGGGAAGUUGUCAGUGAUGUCGGCAAAAAUGCUGGGGAUGCCGAAAGAGUAAUAGAAAUCGCCGGCAAAAUUGGCGGAGGUUGGUAGUUGAUGACUCUAGAGCAGAAAAUCAACUCAUUUUACCACCUCGAUUUGCGAACCCAA